Messenger RNA from Lactuca saligna, 1689 nucleotides. Lineage: Eukaryota; Viridiplantae; Streptophyta; Magnoliopsida; Asterales; Asteraceae. The record is from the annotation of a GenBank genome assembly.
AUGGUUUGUUCUACUUCUACAAAUGAGAAUGAAGAAGAAGAAUGUGUAGAUUUCAAAGGGAAUCCUGCUGACAUGUCCAAAACAGGUGGAUGGGUUGCAGCUGGACUGAUUUUAGGCACUGAACUUUCAGAGAGAAUCUGUGUGAUAGGAAUAGCAAUGAAUUUAGUAACAUAUCUCCAUGGAUCUUUGCAUCUUUCUUCAUCAAAAUCUGCAAAUAUUGUCUCAAACUUAAUGGGCACUCUCAAUCUUCUUGCCCUUUUUGGAGGAUUCAUAGCAGAUGCUAAAAUCGGUCGUUUCUUAGCCAUCCUUAUCUUUUCAUCUAUUUGUGCUCUCGGUAUGGUGUUACUGACACUAACAACCACCAUCCACCGCCUAAAGCCACCAUCAUGUGACACCUCAGGCGGUUGGAAAUGCAUAGAAGCCACCGGAAGUCAACUGGCUAUGCUCUACAUAGCACUUUACAUGGUAGCACUGGGUGGUGGUGGGAUAAAGUCAAAUGUCUCAGGGUUUGGGUCUGACCAGUUUGACAAGUCAACACCUGAAGAUGAAAAGAAAAUGGUUUACUUUUUCAACAGGUUUUAUUUCUGUGUCACUAUUGGAUCUCUUUUUGCUGUGACUGUAUUGGUUUAUUUACAAGAUAAAAAGGGUUGGGGGGUGGGGUAUGGGGUGUCUGCUGGGACUAUGGGUAUAGCUGUCUUUUUGCUGUUGUGUGGGACCCGGUUUUAUCGGUAUAAAAAACCAAAAGGAAGUCCUUUGAGUGUUAUAUGGAGAGUUGUGUUUUUGGCAUGGAAGAAUAGGAGAUUGUCUUACCCUAAUCAUCCUAGUUUAUUGAAUGGCUAUGAUUCCUCAAAAGUUCCACACACUGAGAAACUCAGGUGCCUUGACAAGGCUGCAAUAAUGGCAAGAAAUGAAGAAAAUGAUGAUUUAUGGAUAGUUUCAAGUGUAACUGAAGUUGAAGAAGUCAAAAUGGUUAUAAACCUAAUCCCAAUAUGGUCAACAGGGAUCCUCUUCUGGACAAUUUACUCUCAGAUGAAUACUUUCACAGUAGAACAAGCAAACAUCAUGAACAGAAAACAUGGAAGAUUCAACAUCCCUCCAGGAUCAUUCUCCUUCUUCCUCUUCAUAUCCAUUCUCCUAUUUACCUCCCUUAACGAAAGGGUAAUUGUUCCUUUUGCUCAAAGGAUCACAAAUUAUCCAAAAGGUCUCACAAGUCUUCAAAGAAUUGGAAUUGGCCUUGUGUUUUCAGUAGCAGGAAUGGUGGCUGCUGCCAUUUGUGAGAUAAGAAGGAAAUCAGACAUGAAAAAUGGUGUCAAAACGAAUGCUUUUUGGUUAGUUCCUCAGUUUUUCUUGGUGGGUGCUGGUGAAGCUUUUGCUUAUGUUGGUCAACUUGAGUUUUUCAUCACAGAAGCACCUGAGCAGAUGAAGUCAAUGAGUACAGGUUUAUUUCAAACUACUUUAGCUAUGGGGUUUUUUGUGAGUAGUUUGUUGGUGUCAUUGACUAACAUGGCAACUCAUGGGAACUGGCUCAAGAACAAUUUGGAUCAAGGGGAGUUGAAUAACUUCUACUGGAUGCUUGCAAUUCUUGGAGUGUUCAACUUUUUCGGGUUUUUAAUCUUGGCAUCUAGACACCAGUAUAAAUCACAGCAUUAUGAAAAGGAGAUUGAGACAAGAAGGAUUGAUGACAUAUAG